Funneliformis geosporum is the source of this 408-nucleotide messenger RNA. The record is from the annotation of a GenBank genome assembly. NCBI's taxonomy places the organism in Eukaryota, Fungi, Glomeromycota, Glomeromycetes, Glomerales, Glomeraceae.
AUGAGGAUCAACGAAAUCUUUCAAUCACUCUUAUUGAUCGUCGUUUUCUCUUGCUUAAUUUCUCAUGUGGAUGCAACAUGCGACCCGGCUGAAGGAACCGUGAAUAAUGAUGGCAAAGUCACGGACUUCCAUACUUCCCGCACCACCUCGAGUGCUGGUGACAUUACCUUCAGACUAAUUGAAAUGCCAUGCGACACGCCAUAUCUUAAGAUUCACGUUGUGCCUAAGAGUGAGGAUCUAACAGUGUUUGACUGGCGCACGAUCACGGAUGCCGAUCUGAAUAGAGACGUAGUCAUUGGCACCGACGUUUUAGCUGGUACUACAUUCCGUUUGCAAACUCAGGUUCAGGAUGUCAAUGACUUUACUUGCUACGAACCAACUUUUCGCGGCCAAAUUUGCUAUCCCUGA